Messenger RNA from Rhopilema esculentum, 1520 nucleotides. RefSeq lists its product as uncharacterized. Lineage: Eukaryota; Metazoa; Cnidaria; Scyphozoa; Rhizostomeae; Rhizostomatidae. The record is from RefSeq and is a predicted model, not a curated record. Gene Ontology annotation, molecular function: biotin binding.
CAUUUCGACAUCCAUAUAACCGCAGGCAUGUGAACAAUCUUCCUCUUUCACGAAUCAAAGACGAACGGGUGACAGCACAUCCAACACCAAAGCCCGAAGAUGAAGACCAUUAUCAUUUUGUCAACCCUGUAUUGCUUAUGCUCUGGCAUGUUCGUCCAAGCCCAGAAACCUGGUGAUGCCGAAUGCUGCCCACUCAGUGGCACAUGGGUAUCUGAACGUGGUGUAACUGUCGAACUGGAACACAAUGCCGAUGGGACACUGACUGGUACAUAUUUGGACUUGAGCGAAGCUUCCCCUGAUAGUAAAACCCAGCCGUUGCAUGGCCAAGCGGGAAAAGGAAAACCAUCAACAUUUGGUUUUGUCGUUUCUAUGAAGGACGGAUCGACGAAAGUCUGGACUGGACAAUACCAGUUUUGCAAAGGAGAAGCCACACUGCUCUCCAGAUGGAUGAUGACGUCAGUGACGACGACCUGUGCAAAUGACUGGAAGGGCCACUUCAACGGCGAAGACAGAUUUGUGCGAAAAACAUCGAGUAAACAUAGUUCCAAGCUUGGUCACUACAUAAGGAGAAUGUUUAAGAAAAUUAUCCGAAACCAGCAGUCAUUGAAGCAUUGAAAACACCCACCGCAUCCAACAUCACUUCAAAUUUCACCAAUUUACAUAAAGCGUGCUACUGAAAUUUUUUAGCAAGCCAUACCAAGAAGACGAAAGACAAAGGAACGUUAAAAAAAAUUGACAAGGAAAGGGGCGAACUGAAUGAAAAGAUUGUAGAAAAAACCUUUUAGACAUAGUUCUUAUAUUUUAAGGGUAGAAAAAAUUAUUUUAAAAGCCUUUGUGACGUACUUAGGUUCUUAGAAUUUGGUCCUUCGAAAACAUAUGGAGUUGAGGUUCCCAAUUGCAAAUUACCUUAAGUAAGGGCAGAUUUAAUGUUCAUGUUAACACAUAAGCUUCACCUCCAAAAACGACGAAUUUUGCACAUGGGAAAAGUUCGACUCCAUUUUGAAAUGACUUCUUGAAAAAACUCCAGAAUAAUUUCAAUUCAAUACCGCUUGGAUUUCUCAAGAAUCUAUCUCCUCGACUUUUUUCGGUUGCUGGUUUGAAUAGCAGCCCCCCUUUCCCCUGGUCAUAUUUUAUUUGGUAACCAGUUCGCUAAGAUCAUAUUGUAACCUACACUAGAUUGGUAUAGGCUAGGCCGAAGUAAAUUUCAGUGGCGAAACCCCAUCAUUGCACCGUUUUAGAUAUAGUUGAACAAAGUUUGCCAGACAAUUGCUGUGUACAGACGUUAGAAGCAGAUACAGGGUUCUCAGGAAGAGUUGUAUUUUAAAAAGGCUUAAAUUAAUUUUACUAAUAUUCAUAUGUUACCGGACAGUGUCAGUAUGAUUGAUUAUAAAUAAUGUUUUUAUUUUAUUUGGGGAAAGUUGCUGCGAAGAUUGAGCUCUUGUAUUGUAAACAUAGAUAUGCUGAAUUAUCUGGAUGUAAGCACAGUAAUAAAUUAUUUGUGAAAGCUAUUCAAGUACAAA